AUGAAGUGUUUCAAGUAUUUCUUCCUUGCUGCACUUAUUACCAUUUUUGAGCACUGUAGAGCCCAGACCUGUGUGGUAGAUAAUUUUAAAGUGAAGGAUGACUUUGAGUUGACAAGGUAUGCAGGGAAAUGGUACGCUGUCGGGAAAAAGGACCCUGAAGGCCUGUUUCUGCAAGAUAACAUCUCUGCUGAAUACACAAUAGAUGAGGACGGUACAAUGACGGCAUCAUCCAAAGGCAGAGUUAAACUUUUUGGGUUCUGGCUGAUUUGUGCAGACAUGGCUGCUCAGUACUCGGUACCAGACCCAACUAUACCAGCUAAAAUGUACAUGACUUACCAAGGUUUGGCUAGCUACUUAUCCAGUGGAGGAGACAACUACUGGGUCAUUGACACUGACUAUGAUAACUAUGCAAUCACUUAUGCUUGCCGUACUCUUCAUGAAGAUGGAACAUGUAAUGAUGGCUAUUCCAUCAUAUUCUCACGCAAUCCACGUGGAUUUUCUCCAGCUAUUACAAGGGUUGUACGCCAAAAACAGGAGGAAAUCUGCAUGGCUGGACAGUUUCAGGCAGUCCUUCAAUCAGGUAUGCUAAUAAUUUCAUAUUCUGCAAAACUUGUGUGCACACCCGCCUGUCCAACAGAAGCUGGCUGA
This is a messenger RNA of Staurois parvus, 648 nucleotides long. NCBI's taxonomy places the organism in Eukaryota, Metazoa, Chordata, Amphibia, Anura, Ranidae. The record is from the annotation of a GenBank genome assembly.